AUGCCUCCCAUCUUACCUCUGGCUGACCCGUCACAAGCUACCCCGUUCAGCAGCUAUACUCCACGUGUAGCUAUAGUGACUGGUAGCUCACAGGGCAUUGGAUACGAAAUUGCUCAUAGGCUUGCAGACGAUGGCAUUGAUGUCGUGAUCAACGAUAUAUCUUCGAAACAAGCACAAAUCGACAAAGUCGUGGAAGAGCUGCGUAAGAAAGGCGGUCGUGCUCUGGGGAUUCCUGCAGACGUAUCAAAGGAGGCAGAUGUUAUUUCUUUAGUUGAGAAAUCGGCUCAAGAACUUGGAGGUGUUGAUAUUAUGAUUGCAAAUGCUGGGAUUUCACAUGUCAACUCAUUUCUUGACACAACUAUUGAGACCUUUGAUACGAUCUAUUCUAUCAACAUGCGAGGGGUGUUCUUGUGCUACAAGCAUGCUGCUUUACAAAUGAUCAAGCAGGGACGUGGCGGAAGGCUUAUUGGUGCAAGUUCGUCUGCCGGAAAGCAAGGUACUCAAAAUCUCCUAGCGUAUUCUGGCACAAAAUUUGCCGUUCGAGGUAUGACGCAAGCCGCAUCGAUCGAACUAUACAGACACGGAAUUACAGCCAACGCAUACGCACCUGGACUCAUAAAUACACCGCUUGGUAAACCGACUUUGAUAUUUGAUCAUCCUCGUGAUCGUGAUUCCGAUACUUCUGGACCUAAUCUAGGACUUUCGCCUGACGGAGUUAACGAUAACUGCGCCACGAUCAAGAGGCUCUUCGGAGUGCCCGACGCACCUGUUUCAGACGCCGAUACCGUCGCAAGUAUGAUAUCGUAUCUGGUGAAGCCUGAAGCAUAUUUCGUAAACGGUGGGUUGGUAUACCAUUUUCGUAGUGUCAAAAUUGAACAUAUCCGACCAAGCACAGGGCAAACCAUCUCUAUUGACGGAGGCUUCCGUUACUCGUGA
Molecule: messenger RNA, 936 nt
Organism: Fomitiporia mediterranea MF3/22
Lineage: Eukaryota; Fungi; Basidiomycota; Agaricomycetes; Hymenochaetales; Hymenochaetaceae
Product: NAD-binding protein
Exons: 7
Coding region: 1-936 (311 amino acids)
Molecular function (GO): oxidoreductase activity
Source: RefSeq, a predicted model, not a curated record